Aphis gossypii (cotton aphid) is the source of this 1128-nucleotide messenger RNA. It is a transcript of the gene Vhl, whose product is annotated as protein Vhl. The coding region runs from base 359 to 829 and encodes 156 amino acids. The record is from RefSeq and is a predicted model, not a curated record. NCBI's taxonomy places the organism in Eukaryota, Metazoa, Arthropoda, Insecta, Hemiptera, Aphididae. The transcript has 3 exons.
CAGACAAACUACUGCAGUAUACAAUAUAUUGUAAAUCUCACUAUACAUAUCAGCGCACUCUAUCUAUGACUGUUCUACGCGUACGAAAGGCCAGUCGGCCCAGUCUAUAAAGUCUAUCAUAAUUUAUAUAUUUUAUAUUUUUAAUUUCAGUAUAAGCCAUAAGGCAUAAAGUCCGUGUAGAAUGUUGGUAUCAGCUAAAAUCGUGGUUACUUCAGUUUGUUUUGUAUUAUUGAUUGAUAAAUAAUAUCAAUUGCAAUUUGCAAAAUUUAGUAUUUGGUAGUUAUUGUUUGUUUCCAAUAUAAUAGUGUAAUUAUUUACUAUACUUACUCAUGUCUAUGGGAGAAACGAUAAACUGAUAAUGGCUUUAAUGGGUGAACAGAUUGCUGGUACUCAAAGGCAACCAGCAUAUGUACGCUUUCAAAACAACACCUGCUAUAGAAUUGAAAUAAAUUGGAUAAAUUAUCAAAAGAAAGAACAAACUUACUGCAUUUUAGAUCCAAAAAAAUUUGUAGAUGCUAACACAUUUUCUACACAUAAAUGGGUUUUUAGGGAAUAUGCAUCAAAGUGUCAGAUGGUUGUUGCUGGAAGAGAAGUAUUCGUUGCAACACCCUGGGUUGAAGAACACAAGAGACUUGAAUUCAAACACCCAAUCAAUGUACCAUUAAGAACAAGGGUUAUAAUUGAAAUGACGGUUUUGGACUUACGACAACUAUGCUUAUUAAAAUUAUCUUACUUACUGAAAACUAAAGAGGACAUAAUGACGUUGGAAAUACCUAAAACACUUCAAAACGAAUUAAUAGAAAUGAUAUCAAACAUUGAAACUUCAUGACUUAACUAAUAGUACAUUUUUAUUUAUAUUUCCUUGUUUUACUAUUUUAUAAAUUAUUAAAUGUAAAUAAUUUUGUUAUGUUAACAUUAUUAAAAUAUAGUGAAAACAUUAAGUUGAAAUCUCUUGCACAGUUGUAUAUAAGCCAGUCGUAAUGAAAUAAAUCUGUUUGUUUUAAAAGGUUAUGCUUCUUGUCAAAAAUAUUCCUAUGGGCUGUGAUUGGUAGAUGUUUAUAUUCAUAUACAUAUAAGAUAAAAUAAUAGUUUUGAUAAUAUUUGUGGAUAAUAAAUGAAUUAACAUUA